Messenger RNA from Esox lucius (northern pike), 1354 nucleotides. RefSeq names its product cytokine-inducible SH2-containing protein. Gene Ontology annotation, biological process: phosphatidylinositol phosphate biosynthetic process; intracellular signal transduction. NCBI's taxonomy places the organism in Eukaryota, Metazoa, Chordata, Actinopteri, Esociformes, Esocidae. Gene Ontology annotation, cellular component: phosphatidylinositol 3-kinase complex. The record is from RefSeq and is a predicted model, not a curated record. Gene Ontology annotation, molecular function: 1-phosphatidylinositol-3-kinase regulator activity. The transcript has 3 exons. Bases 516 to 1175 code for a protein of 219 amino acids.
CAUCAGCUGCGCAUUACAGUUGAAGCCACGGAGGCGCGCGCUGCCAUAGCAUGGUGUUGAAAGCACGCGCUGCAGCCAAUCGAAAUGCAGCGCAGUUCCGCGAAACCGGUCGGGCAGAUGCAACCCCUGCCGCCGCGGGCGCUGAAAUACAAAGCAAUUCUUGGAAUUUGAUUCCUAGUAUUUCCGUCAACCCUCGAAUCUGACUUUACAAGAGAAACAUUUUCUCACCGUAUUUCUGUACAACAGAAUUGAGAACAGUGUCUUGCGAACGGAUCACUGCGAUGGACUGCAGCCACCCACGGUUGAAAGUGGCACAUUGUGGAUUGUGUACGUUGUCAACAUGAGUUAAGAUUUGUUCUUUUUGACGGAAAAGAACACUGAAGUCUGUUGAGUUAAUAAAAUCAGUGAUCGUCUACAAAUAAAGAAUCACAGGAUUUUUUUGGACAGUUGUCUUCAGGCCAAUAUUUUAUGAUUUUGUGUGUUCAAAGGCUCUGUUGCCAGGGCCACUUUCGGAUAUGGUUGCCAGGACGAUGAGCAGCAUGCAGCAGGAUCACAGCGAAACACGGAGGUUGUUUUGCCAGAACCCAACAGGCCUCAUCCACAACCCCGCAGAGGACCUACGCUGCAUCACCACCACCUUCCAUUACCUGCAUAACUCAGGCUGGUAUUGGGGGCCCAUUUCAGCCAGUGAGGCCCGGGACGCUCUCCAGAAUUUGUCCGUGGGAACCUUCCUGGUACGCGACAGCAGCCACCCGCUCUAUAUGUUGACCCUGUCGGUGAAGACGGCGUGUGGCCCCACAAACGUACGUAUCGAGUACAGCGGGGGUCGCUUCCGCCUGGACUCCAGCUCCCCAGGCCCCCCUCGCUUGCUGUCCUUCCCCGAUGUCUGCAGCCUGGUGCAACACUACGUGGGAUCCGGGCAGACACAACAGGGCAAACGAGCAGAAUUGGAGGACACCCAUCAACCUAAAGCCAAACCGAGCUCACCUCAGGAUGCACCAAAGGACAAUGCUGUACUGCUUAAGUUGAUGCGCCCCCUGUCCCUGCCUCAGGCCUUCCCCUCUCUUCAGCACCUCACGCGCCUCACCAUCAACUGCCAAACUGACUUUCCGGAACUGCUGCCCCUGCCACGGCCUCUAUUGUGCUACCUGCAGGACUACCCGUUCAAGAUAUGACAGCCCUCUUGCAGCCAUGCCUGGCAUAACGGGGAUACCCGUCAGAACCAGCGACAACCCAAUGUGGGUCAGAUACAUUUUUAUAGCCAUUUAUAUACUGUUUAUUUUAAUAUUUUUUUCAUUUUUUUAUAAAAAUGAUGUUACAUGUAUUAUUUUUCUGUUGUUGUAAAUAAAUGAAC